Paramisgurnus dabryanus is the source of this 1581-nucleotide messenger RNA. The record is from RefSeq and is a predicted model, not a curated record. NCBI's taxonomy places the organism in Eukaryota, Metazoa, Chordata, Actinopteri, Cypriniformes, Cobitidae.
UAGAGGGCGCCAUAGACGGUCUCUCGGUCUGAUUGUGGUCACGUGAUUUGAAGUGGCAAGGAAAUGUGUACAGCGAAACGCGUGUGCAGCGAAAGUUGUUUAUAGUGUUUACUAAUUUAAUUUCUGUUUAAAAGCCUUCCAUUUUGAUACAACACGUGGACAUGACUCUCUUUCAGUAUGUGUUUGUGAAGAAAUGGUAAUUUAUCGAGCCUCUACAGUGGUCUGACUGCUAUCUCUUCAUGCUCUGGUGUGUGAUCAGGGAACGUUGCCACCUCCUGUUUCCCCUGUAUACCCUGGUGAAAUAUGGAGGAUGUAAAGGGGGACAUGGAUGCUGAGAGUGACAGUGAGCAUCAGACUUCCGGAGAUGAUGUGAUUGACAUUAGUUUCUGUGGCUCCACCCCUCUGUUGUGGAAGGUGUCGGAUAUAAAGAGGUGCAGAGGUGCAGGUGUGAUCGGGGCUCUUGUUGGCUCUCUGGCCCGUCAGCCUCGGCAGAAUGUGCGACUGGGGAGACCGCUGGAGCUGAUGCAGGAGGAGGCUCUGCUGCUGGAGGAGACGAGCGCUGCUACAGCAUCACUGCACACUCAGGAAUGUGAAGAUGAGGAAGUGCAUUCACAGGCCGUGAGACAGUAUGAAGCAGGACAGGAGAGCAGUUAUAAGGAGCAGUGCGCUCUGGCCCUGGAGGAUAAGAAGACAGUGCUGAGAAGAAUCAUGCAAGAGAAGGACAAUGGUUCCGAUGACUCUGGGAAUGCAGUUAGAGAUCGUCUUACUGCACUGGACCAAGGUUUUAGUUUUCCACGGUCAGCCAUGGCGGUUCAGCUUUGUACUGCCCGGUCCGGCUUCAGUCAGUGUCCGGAGGAACGCAGUUUCUUGUCCACCGAUUGGCCGAUGCCUAGAGAUGAACGCCUGGAAACCAGAUUCCGUGUAUACAGGGAUCUGAGAAGUAAAGGUUAUUAUCUGACCUCCGCAGGGAAGUUUGGAGGAGAUUUUUUGGUAUAUCCUGGUGACCCUCUACGCUUUCAUGCUCAUUUCAUAGCGCUGUGUAUGCCCAUUGAUGAACAGAUACCGAUUUGUGACAUUCUAGCUAUAGCUCGGCUGGGCUCUAAUGUGAAGAAAACAGUGUUGCUUUGCUCUCCUCAGAUGGGAAAAGAUGAGGGAUGUGUGGUGUAUUCAUCACUGCAGUGGAGCUCUAUGGUUUAACUUGACUGAACUUGUUUUGAUUUGAAUUUUGAUUGUUGAUCGGUGGUGUGGUGCUGUUCAGGCAUGUCAAAAAAAACCUCAAACGCGCCUUUAUGUGGAAUAAAACAUUGAGACGACCAAAUUCUCUUUAUGUACAUGAUCAAGUAUGCAAGAGGAAGAUGUCUUACAGUAAUACAAUGAAUGUUUUAGGAAUCUGUUAUUUAUAACAUUUGUUUCCAUUGUUUUUCAUCGCUUGUUUGCGUUUGUCCUGUUUUACAAAAAUGUGUAACUUCCUGGAAUAUUACAUCACCACUAUGCUUUUUAAAAAUAAGAUUAAAAAAAACUAUAAGUGGUGGUGAAAUUGACAUUGUGGUAAAAGACACCUUGUGUAAACACUAUGAAUUA